Molecule: messenger RNA, 6380 nt
Organism: Cottoperca gobio
Lineage: Eukaryota; Metazoa; Chordata; Actinopteri; Perciformes; Bovichtidae
Gene: bcl2l11
Product: BCL2 like 11
Exons: 4
Coding region: 914-1666 (250 amino acids)
Source: RefSeq, a predicted model, not a curated record
CAUUUCACUCUGCUGUGGUCUAACUGUCGAGCUCUGCAGGUCGCUUUGUCUUCGGGAUUGGAGAGGAGAGCAUUUUAUUUUCUGAAUAGAGGUUUCAGGCAGACAUACAUAUUUCCAAAUAAUGUCAAGACUUAUGCGACGAUAUGUUUUCCUUCUAAUAGAAGAUUUGUGUUCAUGUAUGAGAGACCGUCUGCUUUGUUCAUCGAGGUCACAGACUUCAUCCGCUUUUAAAUUCACCAGGUGAUGAAUUCACGGGAGAUUUUCCCGACUACUUCACUUGUAGCUCUUCUGGUAUUAACACUUGUUACAAUUUGCAAUUACCUGACUGUAAAGGCUAAUGUUCUCACUUUAUGAGCGCGCUGCCCUGUGGGAGGCGCACAUGCACCGCUGGCUUUUGAAGAAGAACGCUACAAAUAUAGACGAAAUAAUCCCGGAGGCUCACACAGUCCACGUGACAGCUGCGCAAUUACUUUAAAUAUAUUUGCCUUAAAAGUAAAGGGAAACCUCAUUUUGUAAUCUGAAAGGUCAUUUUCUUCUGGUGAAUGUAUGCCGUUCUGUCGUCGCCCACGGAAACGACGGGCUACCUCUCCGUGUUAAUACAGUGACGGUGCAGACGUUCAGCUGAAGAGGGAUACACAUUUAACACCUGAUCAAAUGCCUUGUUUGUUAGUUUUCUGGUACUGGUGUGGCGGAUAACAUUCGCUUCCGUCUGCUUUUCCCUCUCGGCGAGAUGACCACCGGUGUGUUGUGUUGCCAUUCUCUCCGUGCCGCCUGCCACGCUUAAUAUCUCUCCCCUUGAGGGUCGGAUCUGCACCAAAACCCUCAGGGAAAGUUUACAUUGUUAUGUGGCUGGAGGACAGACUUCGUGUUCAGUUAAAACGCGCUUGUUGACGCUGUUUCUCCGCGCGUAAUAAUGCGUAAAAUGCAAAAAGACGACUAUUUCCCUCAAAGACCACAAAACCGGUCCGAUGGACCGACCGCAGUAAAGGCAACACAGGGGAGCGAAGGAGAUCCACCUCCCGUCGGAGCCUCAGCGCAAACGUCCCGUUCAGACGAAGGCGGCGAGCGGAGCUUUGGUCACCCCGAAUCCACCGGAGGAGGAGAGCCGGACUCGCCGUCCUGGUACAGAACCACAGCCAACUCCCCUGUCGCCAGCCUCGGCGUGUUUCAGACACGGUCGAUAUUCCACCUCCCCCGUCGCACCUCCAGUGGAUAUUUCUCCUCUGACGGCGACUCGCUGCCGAGCUCCCCGCUCUGGCCGAGGCCAGUGACUGCCGACAGAGCGACUCAGACUCCGAGCUCCACCGGCCAGGUGAUGAAACACGCCCUGCAGCGCAUGGCUGAGGCGCAAAACGGACCGGGGACGCGGCAGCAGCACGGACAAUCUCCCAGCCCCUCUAGCACACGGCGACGAAACGCAACAGGGGACAUGCAGACGGAGGCAAUCGGACGAGAACUCCGACGCUGUGGAGACGACUACAAUAGAGUGUUUCUGCUCAGGGGGGCGGCAGGCAGACAUAGGCGGGUCGUGAUCUAUCCAAAUCCGCUGCCGCACAUCCACCAGGAGCCCACCGUGCUGCUCUGCAUGGGCCUCCUGCUCCUCGUGAUUGGACGGAUAAUCUACUUGCAGGGCAGUACGAACAGCCAGGACCACUCUCAGGUUUAGCCUGAGGAAAACCCAGCAGAUGUAGCAUUUCUCUUUAAUAAUGUAUCUUUGUUGGAUCCUGUUUGUUUUCGGGGACCUCAUUUUUACACUCUUUCCUCCCUUUUCCCAGUGGAGGAAGGAGCCUUUGGACUAUCUUUAUUUUAAAGAAGAUAAUUUCUUAGCACCUUUUUAAUGAACUCUAAAAUGCCUGGAUUUUAUUUUAUUUCUUUCGCCUCUGUUUUUCCUUCACGGUCUCCGAUUCUUUGCAAUGCUACCAAAGAGCCCGGAUGUUUGCACUCCUUUCCAGCACAGAGGCAAUCGCGUCACCUUAAUAUGCCUGUGGAAAUUCAAAUGUGCCUUGUACAGCUUCCUGUUUACUUUUUUAGCUUCUUUUAAGGUCUUUUUUUAUUGUACAGAGAUUAUCAAUUCUUCGGGUGAUCAACUCUGCAGACCCAGGGUUGUUAAAAGUGUGUGGGUCCACUCGAUCUUUCCAAUGGUUUCAUGCAGGGAAAAUGAUCUUGCACUCCUGUUUCGUAAAGAUAUAACAUGCAACAGACUCGUGUCCUGUGUGGGAACCAACCGGGCCAAAGGAAUCAUCUUUAUCCAAAAUGUUUAUCUAAACUUCCGUGCCAUUUAACGUUUUGUUUUCAUGAUUUACAUGUCUGCUUAUGAAUAUAUAUAUAAUAGCCAACUGUACACCCACAGAAAGGAAUUGUGUCCUGAUAAUCUGAGUACUAAAUGAUGCAUCAAAGAUCAUCAAAUGUCAUGACACACAGUAUUUUGCAGACCCCAUGCGGACAGCUUUAAUACUCCGGGGAGAGGUGAGGUGGCUAAUAGAAUAUUUGCUGUAGUCAGCAACAAGACACCUUGUUCUUGUAAAAACAACAAAGUCCUCAUCAGAAAAGCCGAUCUUUCCUUGCAAGAACAAGUAUUUGGGAAUGUGAAAACAUUCCCUCUCGACGGAUCGGCACAUACAAUAUCAAAAUUACCCAGCUUUCCCAAGAGAGAUGAAUCCUGUCCAGCUUAAUACUGCAUUCUGCAUUAAUGUUAGAAGUGUCCGUUCUGUUUUGUGUGUCAUAUUUCAAUAACCUGGGUCAAGUUUUAGUUUGCUAAAUUGUAGCUCCUGCUACCGGUUGGCUAAUCUGUAAUCAGGAUUAUUCUCCCUUCAAAGGUACUUUAAAUCGAUGCACCGAUCCUGUGGCUUUCAAAGAAAACAUCUAUAUUAUAGAAAUGUCUAAUCUUGGAAUUGCAUAGUUAAUGUUUUAUUCAUGUAUUUCAUUUCAAGUUUUACAUCUUACUGAAUCUGCCUACACAGAUGUUACCCUCUGUAUUCUCCAGUUUUACACACAAAUAAUCCUCAACCUUCGAUACUUGUUAAACGAUACUGUGCCAACCUUGAAAUAAUCGAUACCAGCCUUCCUCUGUACCUAAAGACCUCUGCUUCUGUAGCACCUGGAGGUUGAACGGCGAAGACGUGUGACCUCCUCCAUAUUCCAUAAUCCUUUUUAUCACCAAACACAGUCGGUGUAUAUGGAGUGCUAAAACAAUACCCCAAAAAAAGCAUUUAUUUCCAAAGUCAUUCCCUUUUCGCUCUGGUUAUUUCAGCAUUAAAACAUCAAAAGCAGCAGCAGAAUUCUUCACUUGAUAAAACAAUAAGAUGUAAGUACAUGUUACUAAACUGCCCAAAGAGUUGAACAAAAUCAAUCAUUAAAUCAAGUCAAUCAUUUAAACCUUCAAACCGUGUCACGUCUCGCUGUCUUGUUUACUAAUGUUAUACGUUUUUUCAUUUGUAAACCUUGUUUUGACAAAGUCCAAACAAAUUCCUGCAACACAGUAAGUGUUGAAACAGUGCUGUCCACCGUUCUUUGUUUCAGCCUCUGGAUUUAACAUUAGCAGCCAGACUGAGUGUAGUUGGCACGAUUUGGUUUGUUGACAAGGUCAUGUAAUCCGUUUAUUAACCCAGCGACUCAGACCCGGCCAAGUGUCCUCGAGCUGCCAGGUCACUUAACUCUCAGAGACAGAUUUCUGGACGGCAACCAAACAUUGACUCAUGCAGUCAAAGAAGGUUUUGUGACUGAAUGGUUGCCUGACAGUUACAUAUCAAAAUAUAGAAUUUAUUCUCCUCCUUCAACUCUUUGGUUCCUCACAUGACAACAGAACCGAAAUCAAAAAAACAGUCAAACAAAGUCGGCCAUUGUUUUGUUUUGUGUUUUUUUUUUUUUUUUUUUAGAUCUUGCCUUGCUGAAAUGCAUGUUACCACUUACAGCUUAUUAAAACUGAACCAGAACAAUAAAAAGCAUAUAAAACAGCCGUGAAAAAUAUGAAAUGCUUCUCUUUUGUAUUCACAAAUAUCUUUCUUCUCUUUUGGAGGAUGCCGAUUCAAUAACUCUGAACAAUGUUAAGCUGCUUUUGUGCAAGAAAUAGACAUUUCUCAAGCAUCUUAAAACACCAUGAGUGCAAACACAUUGAGCAUGAGCAUCGCUUCCCAUAGUAAAAGCUCAGGGAAGCGACUGCGCUGCUCUUCAUCAAUCUUCAAUCUCAAUCAGUCAAUCCUGAUCAUUGGAGCCUUGUUUUUUAAACACUUCCAAUAAAGCAUAUAUCGGUAUCUCACCUAUGUGUGUAUUUCCCACGUUUGAACGUCCCUUCAGUCAGAGAGCCGUGCACAGCUCCUUCCCUGAGCUGUUUCCAUGAAACCUUUCUCUCUUUCCCAUAUGAGGCUACCCAUAACCCCGGCUGGGUCAGGGUUAGCGAUGUUCUUCCCACUGAGCUACACCAUAGUAAACACCAAACAUCGUAUUUUAAAGUCCAUGGAUCAAGAGAUUUGUGCAUAACUAUUGUUUUCUGGGUUGUUUUCGAUGGUACAAAUGAAUUGUCACUUAAUUCUCUGCCAUACUGUAAGUUGUUUAAGUACAAAAGCUGCAGUCGGUGUCUGUUUCAGUCUUGACUGGAAUAAACAUGGAAAUGGAAUUUGCUGUUUUGUGCUCCGCAACAUUAAUCAGAGUCCGUUUGACAGAAUAAUAAUCACAGCGGAUGUGUUUAAAGCGUUACUCUUCAAUGGAAGUUCACCUGCUUCAAAUGAGUUUGUAGAUAUCGUGUUGUCGUGUGUGUUUCAUGUGGAUUUACUCUUCUAAAACAAAUGAGUUCCAUGCUCGCCGCUCGCUCCCUGUGAGGCUAUGCAACAACAAAUCAGAGCAGAACACAAUCGGUAACCAAAUUCAUCUGAGUCCGUGUUUGAGUUACGUUUUGAUGUUUGCACAGUUGUGUCAACACGAGUGCGUCGCAGAUGAAGUGUGAUCCGAGCUUUCAUAAUCCUUAAACUUUCAUUUCAGAAACUCUCUCAUCCAUUUCAUCUCAUGUUUUGAUAGUCUUAAUUUAGGCUGCUCUUCUGUAACUGUUACAUGUGUUAUUGCACACAUAAUAUAAGUGCUUACGACAUGAGUGGAUAACGUCAACAGAAGAAAUUACUUUCGCACAGAUGUAGAAAUACUUCAUGAUCCACUCAUGACCACGGUUUGUCCAUAAUCGUGUGUAGGGACAGAGAGGUGAUAGUCAAUGGGCUCAUGGAUGGAUUACUGAACAGGACCAGAACCUGAAGUUAUUCUUCCUAAUUGGAAAGUCAAUUAAACAACCACAAACAGACGCAAAUUAACUACUAAGAGAUGCACAACUGCCACAAAAACCACCAAAAGAGUCCAAACGGCCACAAAGAGACACAAAAUGACCAUUAAGAGUGGUGGUCUCUCUCGUAUGUAGGAAGAGUGGGGGGUAUUUUAUAAGUCUGUGUCCACGGCUGUCUGCUUUUUAGAGUUUAAAAUCCCAGGUCUUUCAUUAAAAUAUUAUUUUAUAUCAGAAUAUUUAACGUUUUUUAUUUGACAUUCAUUCUUUAAACGCCACUUUCAUCCGCUUUUCAAUCAUUGGUCACCGUUAAAAGUGUUGAAACUUCAGCUGAAAAGUCCCCAUUUCAUUUCCCCCUCACUGCGUCCGACUUCUUUCUGUGUUAUGUUGCAUUGCCUCCUCAUCAGAAUCCUUUCUUGCUGGAAAUGCACAUGUCUCGGGCUCGUCUUCCUAUGCACCAGAUUAGCGGCUUUGCUUUCCCUCCGCUGUCACUGCACGUUGAUCUCUGAUAUUGGGCCAUGUGAAAUCUAAGACCUCAAUUUGAAGUACUGUAUUACAGCUGGAGUGUGAGAGGGAGAGCAUGGCAGGGAAGGAAACCAAAAGAUGAACUGUCGUCUUCUGAAACUGAUAUGGAAACCUGGUGAUAUGUUGAAUCACCGCCUGUCAUUUGUAGAUGUUACAGCGCAGAGACGGUUGUGUGACAUUCAGGGGUUCACUGACUGGCAUCAACACUGCUGGAGCCGCUUAAGUAAAUCACGCUUUGAGCUUUUUAGGAUGAAUAGAACAGAGAAGUAUCUAUUCAAAAGAAAAUAAACAUUUAUAUGCACUGUUUGUUUGUUUUUAAUUGGAAUUUUUAGAAAAGAAAAAACUAUGAAAUAUAGGGAAUCCAGGGGCACUGUGGUGUUUUGUGCUAAUGCUGUCCAGAGAUGCAUCUGCUUGGAGACUGUUUGUGUAGAAACAAACUCAUCUGAAUGACUCCAAGUGACCCAGUACAACUGUAGCAACAUGUUGUGGUUUUUGUUUGUGUAAAAGUGUUAUUGCACACUGAAAAUAUUGUAAUUAUGCUGUUUUAAUUGCAUUAAACUGUUGUAAAUAAAGCUUUUACAUCUUUUUAAAACAA